Messenger RNA from Cydia amplana, 767 nucleotides. RefSeq names its product mite allergen Der f 3-like. Gene Ontology annotation, biological process: proteolysis. The transcript is spliced from 3 exons. The coding region runs from base 6 to 767 and encodes 253 amino acids. Lineage: Eukaryota; Metazoa; Arthropoda; Insecta; Lepidoptera; Tortricidae. The record is from RefSeq and is a predicted model, not a curated record. Gene Ontology annotation, molecular function: serine-type endopeptidase activity.
AUGAAAUGACGCCAGUAGGUCUUUUUGUUCUUGUAUAUACCUUUAAACUAGUAUUAGGGACACAGGAAGGUUUCAUAGUCGGGGGUAAUUAUGUUCACGCUAUAACAAAAUUCCCUCAUGUUGCUUUUUUGACUACGUACAGAGCGGAUUCUGCCGAUGAAUAUAUAUGUGGGUCAUCUAUACUGAACCAAUGGAUUUUGAUAACCGCCGCUCACUGUUUGGAUGACACUGCAAAAGCUAUAGCUUCUGUGGGUAACGUAAAUAGGGAGAUUGGAAAGCUCCACCGUGUGGCGAGUUUCAAGCAACACGAAAAUUGGGAUACAAUUAGAGUAAACCAUGACAUAGCUUUGUGUAGGCUGAAGAAACCGGUUUUGUUAGGACAUACGGUGAAGAGAGUGGUGAUGGUGAAGCACCCACCGAAAUCGAGGGUAGCGGACUUGGCUGGAUGGGGCGCUACCGAAGAAAAUGAUUAUACAGAAACUAUUCAGCUGAAACACACAAGACAGAAGCUGUGGAAUCAUAAACAGUGCAGAAAAGUCUUUAGCCGUGCACCCAAAGGAACUAUCUGUGGGGGCGAAGCUCGUGCAAGAGGAAAUUAUGCUUCAAAGGGAGACUCAGGUAGCGGGCUCCUAGUAGACAACAAAAUAAUCGUCGGGCUAGUCUCCUUCAAGGACCCCUCCGUCUCACGAAGUUUGGUGAUCUACACGGACGUACCAUACUUCUACGACUGGGUCAAACGCACAGCGAAACUCCUGAGAUGCUCGUGA